AUGGCGAUUGGCCUGGCAGCUCUGGGGCUCCUCGCUUUCCUGCUCGGCUGCUCGGGAACCUUUGCCGAACCCCAAAACUCCGAGUCACGCGUCAAGUGCUCCCUGACCGGCAUCUGGGAGAGUGACAUAGGCAUCAGAAUGAAGAUCUACAACGUCAGUGACAUUGGGGAGUUCAGCGGCUUCUUCUACAUAAUACGACGGCCUAACACCAGGAUCUUCAUUCCAUUCCCGCUGCAGGGCAUCCAGCACCAGGGGCGCCAACCCACCUUUGGCUUCACCGUCAGCGGGGAGCUCGAGGGACCUACCGCCGCCGUCUUUGUGGGCCAGUGUCUGGUGGACGAGAACGGAAAGGAACAGCUGAGGACAACCUGGGUAUUUCGUAAGCACGUGGAAUCCGCAGCAAAGGAUUGGGGGGCGACCCGGGUUGAAAGGAGCACCUUCUACCGCAUAAAGUGA
This is a messenger RNA of Protobothrops mucrosquamatus (brown spotted pit viper), 456 nucleotides long. Its product is annotated as avidin-related protein 1-like. The transcript is spliced from 4 exons. The coding region runs from base 1 to 456 and encodes 151 amino acids. Gene Ontology annotation, molecular function: biotin binding. Lineage: Eukaryota; Metazoa; Chordata; Lepidosauria; Squamata; Viperidae. The record is from RefSeq and is a predicted model, not a curated record.